Monascus purpureus is the source of this 1882-nucleotide messenger RNA. The record is from the annotation of a GenBank genome assembly. Lineage: Eukaryota; Fungi; Ascomycota; Eurotiomycetes; Eurotiales; Aspergillaceae.
AUGGGCUCCACAACCCCCACAUUCACUCCAAUCGACCCCAAUGUCACUGAAGGCAUUCCCGAUGGUGACCCGCGCCUGGCCGAGCUGGAACCAGGCCAGCGACUGCGACUGCUUGCACACCAGCCAUUCCCUCAAACCCCUAGGGGCCUUCAAGCACCAGACCUCCUGCUUGGGCUCUUUCAAGAAUUCAUGGGAACGCCUCAGGCUGAAUUUCGAAGCGCAGAACAGCGUGAGUGCCUCUACCAUCUGCUGAAGCCAACCCCAUUCCUUCUCAUGGCAUUACCAACUGCUGGAGGCAAGACCACCCUGUUUCUGCUUGCUGCAAGCCUUGCCUGGGCGCAUACUACUGUCCUGGUGGUUCCCCUUGUUUCAUUGAAGCUGAACCUGCAAUCUAAGCUUCAAAACCUAGGUCUGCCAUGGGUGAAUUGGGAGGAUCAGCAUGAGGAGACCCCUCCUACCCGGCUAGUGCUAGUAUCCAUUGAGUCUGCUGUCAGCCAGGUCUUCAUUAACUGGGCCAUGCAGCUCUACCACCAAAACGCCCUGGACCGCAUUAUUUUUGAUGAGGCCCAUCUCAUCCCCCUGGCCCGCAGCUAUCGGGGGGUGAUGAAUGAUGUAAACCGCCUGAGCCAGAUCCCAGUCCCCAAAGUCUUUGCCUCGGCCACCAUGACCCAGCCUGCCCUGGACCAGCUCCGCCACCAAUUCCUCCUGCCAGCCCACCUUCCCCUGGUGGUCCGUGGUGAUAUCAACCGCCCUGACAUUCACUAUCUGGUCCAAGCACACCCCCCUAGGCUCUCUGGCGCCCGCCGCUUCCAAUAUCUUUUGAACCUGAUCCGUGAUGCACGCCAGGCCGGGCAGAUCCCCCCUAGGGGUCAGGUGAUCAUCUACCUUCCCUAUAAGGGCAUGGUGGAGGAGUUCCAUCAGGCCUAUCCCCAGGAGACAGCCUAUUUCCAUGCCGGGCUGCCAGAGGAAGAAAAGAAAAGGGAGGUGGAGAGCUUUGACCAAGGGCAGAAGCUCGUGCUCCUUGGGACAGCUGCCAUCGGGGAAGGAUAUGACUUUGCUCAUACUGCCAUGGUCAUUCACUGGGGGACCAGGUGGGGCAUCAGCCAGUUCCUUCAAGCUACAGGGCGUGCGGCGCGGGGUGCUGGGGAGAUUGGCUGGUCAUAUGCCAUCAUCCCCCUCUCUCAGCCAUUCCCAGCGCCGGCGGAUCUGGAAGAACAGUUUUUCCAUGAGUAUCUGCAGGCACAGGUCUGCCGGCGGUCCCUAAUCAAUAGGGAAUUCAAUGGUCGGGCUACCCAGGGGUGUUUGGCGCAUGAGAAGGCAUGUGACCUGUGCCAGGCCCGGCAGGGAGAGCUCCAGGCAGUUGCUACCCAGGCUAGGGCAGUCCUCAGGGAGGGUGACGGCCUUAGGCGAAAGCUGACUGCCUAUGUGGAAUUUUUCCUCAAAGGAAAUAUCUGCCUUGGGUGUGAGCUUGAUUCAUGCUAUGAUAAAUCUGCCUAUGCCCAGGAGAUUGAUUCCCACCAUUCCUACCUUCAAUGCCCAAGAGCCCAGCAUCUGAUCAUUGCAUUCAACCAGCUUCGGGAUCAGCUUCAAUUGGAAACCCAUGGUGGCUGUUUUCAUUGCCUUCUUCCCACCAGGAUCUGUCCAAACCGAUCUGGAAAUAGGGAGGAAUGCCUGUUUCCGCCAGGGCUUCUUCUUAUUUGGUUUGGCCAUCAUAUUACUACUGAUAUGGGUAAGAUUCUGUGCUCUCUCAUGAACAUAGGCACCUCUCAAUCAUCAUCAUUAGAGCUUGGGAAUCAGCUUCUCAAAGCUGAAAGGGACACAUUUGGGACUGAGGUAUUUAAGGGGGUGGUCUUAUUUUAUAAAUGGUGUCAUAGGAUGAUUA